Molecule: messenger RNA, 1839 nt
Organism: Drosophila guanche
Lineage: Eukaryota; Metazoa; Arthropoda; Insecta; Diptera; Drosophilidae
Gene: Pp1-87B
Product: serine/threonine-protein phosphatase alpha-2 isoform
Exons: 2
Coding region: 169-1077 (302 amino acids)
Cellular component (GO): cytoplasm; nucleus
Molecular function (GO): protein serine/threonine phosphatase activity
Source: RefSeq, a predicted model, not a curated record
UGCUGUGUGGCUAGUGUGGACACACUGGAGAAAUUUUCAUACUAGUAAGCUGUGAAAAGUAUUUUGCGGAAAUAGAUUUGAAAAAUUCAAUAUUUCGAAGCUAUUUCGGCCCUACUAUCCAUCGUUUUUGGAAUACUCAGGAGCAGCGCUACAAUAUAAAACAGAAAAAUGGCCGAUGUCAUGAAUAUAGACAGCAUAAUAUCACGUCUUCUGGAAGUGCGUGGGGCACGGCCAGGCAAAAACGUUCAGCUCUCUGAGGGCGAAAUUCGUGGGCUCUGCCUCAAGUCGCGCGAGAUAUUCCUCUCGCAGCCCAUUCUGCUGGAGCUGGAGGCCCCGCUGAAGAUUUGCGGCGACAUUCACGGUCAAUAUUACGACUUGCUGCGCCUGUUCGAAUAUGGUGGCUUUCCGCCGGAGUCAAAUUACUUGUUUUUGGGCGACUACGUUGACCGUGGCAAACAAUCGCUGGAAACCAUCUGUCUGCUGCUGGCCUACAAGAUAAAAUAUUCCGAGAACUUUUUUCUGCUGCGCGGCAACCACGAGUGUGCCAGCAUUAACCGCAUAUAUGGCUUCUACGACGAGUGCAAGCGCCGCUACAGCAUCAAGCUAUGGAAGACCUUCACCGAUUGCUUCAAUUGUCUUCCCGUGGCUGCCAUUGUGGAUGAGAAGAUAUUCUGUUGCCAUGGCGGUCUGAGUCCAGAUUUGACUUCGAUGGAGCAAAUCCGUCGCAUUAUGCGCCCCACUGAUGUCCCGGAUCAGGGUCUGCUCUGCGAUCUGCUGUGGUCCGAUCCGGACAAGGACACCAUGGGAUGGGGAGAGAACGAUCGCGGCGUGAGCUUCACAUUCGGAGCCGAAGUGGUGGCUAAAUUCUUGCAGAAGCACGAGUUCGAUCUCAUCUGCCGUGCCCAUCAGGUGGUCGAGGAUGGCUACGAGUUCUUCGCGAAGCGUCAACUGGUCACCCUCUUUUCGGCACCAAAUUACUGCGGUGAAUUCGAUAAUGCUGGCGCCAUGAUGUCCGUGGACGACACACUGAUGUGCUCGUUCCAGAUCCUGAAGCCAGCAGAUAAACGUAAAAAGUAAUAUCAUUUAAACCUAACAAAUCCUUUUCUAUACAAAAAACAAAAGAAACAACCCAAGAGAAAAUAAAAAUGCUUAGAACCCAUCGGAUCGUGGAUUGAACCGUAGGCAGGCCAAGUCGAAACAACUACAUACCAGCAGCCACACCUGCAGAGGGGAAGAGUAUCGAACAACCACACACACAUACACACACAGACACACAUAGUCCAAUCCGACGAACCAAUGACCUCCUGGACAAACAUCUAAUGGAGUUUUAAUCAAUUGAGAUAUGAUCAACAAUUACAAAACAAACAAUUGACAAACAACAUAAUUAAAAGCAAACAUAUUUAUUUUUAAAACCCAAUCCCAUAUAAAUACGUAUAACGGGAUACGAUCAUACACACAAUCACAUUUACAUACACACACACCUGCAGAUUAAACAGGUCCGAAGAGGAGAAGGAGAGGAGAGCUCCCAGCAGAAAUAGGAACAUAUUUGACGCCUGAAAUUCAGUCGGUCAAAGGACAAAACAUAUACAUAGAAGAAGGGGUCCUGUAAAGCUCUUUGGCCUUAAAACAUUCAACAAAAAGAUGAAACAAAAUAGGGAAAAUGAUAAAAAAGAGAAGAACGCUUGCCAAGAAAGUGAACCGAAAACACUUAAGUUUCGACCUUCAAAUUGAAACAGAAGAAAAUCGGUUUUUUUUAGUCCACCAACCCCUGCAGCUUGAUGAAAUGAUAAGGGACGACGACGCGCCCGCCAUGCACUCCGACGUCAAUACAAAAUCAAU